AUGGCUAGUCCGCCGAUGAUACAGACCACGCGGGUACAGCUAUACUCCGGUAUAUACGUAGUAAUCGGCAUAGACGGCGAGGAAUGGCAACCCAAAGGCCCGCAGAACAAUGGGCUCUCCCAUCGGCCACCUAGUCGGUUUGACGUCACCAUCCUAGUUGAAGUCGGCAGGCCAACGGACAUGGCGUUGGCGGAUGGGGACGCCCGUGGCAAUGACCGAAAAACGGGAGCAUCGGGCCUCUCAGAAUUUCGUCUGCUGCAGAUCUCCUUGGUCUUCUAUGGUGAUAAUGUUAGUGGAUCUAAUAACACCUCGCGGUGGACUAUACUCACAUGGGUGGUAUCGUUAGCUGUUGACGCUCCACUCGCGCUGGUGCGAAGUGACUACUGGUCCACUGUGUUGGUAUAUUGA
This is a messenger RNA of Penicillium mononematosum, 408 nucleotides long. RefSeq lists its product as uncharacterized. The coding region runs from base 1 to 408 and encodes 135 amino acids. Lineage: Eukaryota; Fungi; Ascomycota; Eurotiomycetes; Eurotiales; Aspergillaceae. The record is from RefSeq and is a predicted model, not a curated record. The transcript is spliced from 2 exons.